Molecule: messenger RNA, 3092 nt
Organism: Salmo salar (Atlantic salmon)
Lineage: Eukaryota; Metazoa; Chordata; Actinopteri; Salmoniformes; Salmonidae
Product: solute carrier family 33 member 2
Biological process (GO): transmembrane transport
Cellular component (GO): membrane
Molecular function (GO): transmembrane transporter activity
Source: RefSeq, a predicted model, not a curated record
CGGAUGUACUCUGUUAGUGUUGCUGACGAGACGCUGAAAACAGGUUCUCCAUUUCCAGCUGAUCGACUCAUUUGAUCAGCUCCUGGUGGAACAUCGUCAUGACCUGACGAAUUGUCCCUUUCCUAUUUAAUCAUGAAUGACAAGCUGGUUUUUCUGGGCCUCCUCUACUUUGUGCAGGGGAUCCCCUAUGGUCUCCAGUCCUUGUUGCUCCCUGUCUACCUCCGUGGGGCGGGCCACUCCCUCACCCACAUCGGCUUGACCAAAAUCCUCUACUUCCCCUGGGUGCUCAAGGUCCUCUGGGCACCCCUGGUGGACCGUGUGGGCACCAAGCGGUGCUGGCUGGUGGCCACAGUCUCUGGCCUGGCGCUUACUUGUCUCUCCAGUGCCGCUCUGGCCCCGGAGGCCCACAUCUGGGGAGUGGUGGCGACUCUGCUGGCCAUGAACGCCCUGGCGUCGGUUCAGGACAUCACAGUGGACGGGGCCGCUGUGGGACUGCUGAAGGGCCGCAGCGAGCUGGGCCUGGGCAACAUGGCUCAGGUGGUGGGCUACAAGGCCGGCUCGGUGUUCGCUGGGGGCGGGCUCCUGGCUGUGAUUGACGUGGCCGGGUGGGGCCCUAUGUUUAUGCUGUUGGCCUUUGUGUACUUCGGGGUGGCACUGUUUGUGUGGGGGGCCCCUGUGCUGGACAAUGAGCUGUUGAGGGGCCAGGCAGAGGGGAGGAGGGGGGUCCAGUCGGACGCUGUGCAUCCCUGGAGGGUGUGGCGGAAGCUGCUGUCAGUACCUGGGACGCCCUGGACCAUGAUCUACGUUCUCACAUACAAACUGGGUGAGCAGGGUGCGGUGACCAUGUUCCCUCUCUUCCUUUUGGACCAUCACAUGACAGCCCGGGAGCUGGGGUUCUGGAACGGCGUGAUCGCCAUGUGCUUCUCAAUCUGUGGCUCCUCCCUCGGUGGCCUGCUGCUCUCCCAGUUCAGUAUUGGCUCUCUGAUGAGGCGGGUGUUUGUGAUGCGGACUGUCAGUAUGGUGUUCCAGAGCUCCCUUCUGACUGUGCUGGAACCUUCUCCACUCAUGAAAGGUAUGGCCGUGUUGAGUUUGAGCAUUCAGCACUUCCUGGGCGGCCUCAUCACAACGCUCACCUUCACAACCAUGAUGCACUGCACACAGAGAGCGGAGGAGAGUGUACAGGCCACCCACUACAGUUUCCUGUCCACUCUGGAGGUGAUGGGGAAGCUGAUGUUCGGUGCCCUGGCAGGGGGCCUGGUGGACUGGGUGGGUUUCCCCACCGCCUUCCUCCUUUUCCUGGUCCUCUCUGCCGGAACAGCCCUCCACAUCUGGAAGGCCACAGACACAGGGGCCCUCAGGGAACAGCCCAAGUGAUCAGCUUUUUGUUCUAGCCCUUACUAACACAUCAGAUCAAGCUACUCAAAGGGUCAGUUGAGUCGUUGAACAAGGUGUGUGAGUGUAGGGUUGGAACAAAAACCUCCACGCCCUAUAGGUGUCCAGGACUAGGGAUGGUGAUCACUGAGAUUGAGGAGGAGGAGGAAGGAGUGUGUUGCAUGAGUGCGAAGCAAAUUCUGUCCUACGUCGGCGUCCUAGAAAAACUCUGUAUCUCACUUUUUUUAAACAUAAAUUGAAAGUUUCACAGAACAUUCCACUCCAUGUUCUGUGAAAGAUUAAUGAAUCUAGUAGUAAUAUAAGUAAUUCAAAAAGCCUUGUGAAUUCCCAUUAAUAUAUGGCAACAACAACAUUGUUUCAGAUUCCUGAAAAGGGAACUUUUUUAUACAAGAUUUUUCCAGGACACUGAUGGGUAGCUAUAUUGAGUUGGGGGAUUGGAUCAGUAGCAUAAGGGAUAGGGAGGACAAUAAAUGGGAAAGCUGUUAAGGGGCUGUUGGAGGACAAACAGUACCAUCUGAGCCAUUUUCAUAUUUGCCAAGGCUGCAGUAAAAUUUAAUCCAGCAGUUAUACUUAGCCAUUCAUUAGCCAGCGAUGAAGGUUAUAUAUGUCAUAUCAGUUUCCUUUUUGAACUUGUUCUGUGGUGACAUUUAUGAAUGAAUCCCUACUACCUCUUAUCAACACUGUAAGAUACGCAGAAGAAGCUAGUGAGCAGUAAAGUACAACAUUUACUAGCUAACGUGCAAUUUUGAUUAGAGGUAGCUAGCUUGAACCAUUACUCUGCUAGCCUAGGUUAGUUGUUAGCGCAAUUAGAGAACCAGGUCAGACUUUAUUUAUAUAGUCCGGAUUUUCAUACUAUCAACAAACUAUCUGUUGAUAAGCAACUGCUUGCUAUGGUUACUGUUAGGUUUAGGGUUAGGGUUAGGGUACGGUCUAAGCUUAGGGUUAUGAUAACGGUUAAGGUUAGGGUUACAGCUAGGGUUAGUAGAUAGUUAGUUGAAAUGUUACUGAUGGUCUAUAUCUGCAGAUGGACUAUCCAAAUAAAGUAUUACCGAGAACAGUACUGUAGCCUUACAUUUUGUAUGGUGGUUAGUUUUCCAAGAUUGGCAACAAAAAAAAUGAAAAAAAUAUAAUGUACAUUUUUAUGAAUUCUGGGGGAAAAUUAAAUUCAUGUCAUUUUACAUAGAUGCUGGUUGUUUAACUACCUGCUGAUAUUGCUUGUUUGAGUUGUUAAAUAAUGUGUAAAGUUCUUAAGAAUAACACACACCUUAUCUAAUCACAGCAGUUGAAGCAACUUAGAUUGUGGUGCAGUUCAUUCGACUGGUGAGAGGCGUCUACUGGCAAAAGGACUGAAAUAUUCAACCAAUGCCGCACACUGAUUGAAUACCAUCUGUCUUUUGUUUACCGUAUCACACAUUGUGAUGGCUGAAUUACAAUAUAACAGAUAAUCACAGGGGACAAGUCAAAGGGAUGACAGUUCACAGAGGUGGCAUAGUGACACUUGGCCUAGGCAGUUUCAGAUAGGGACAGCCAUGGGGAGAUAGAACCAGAGCAACCAUGUUAUGAACUGUCAUGAUCAGCAGGGUCACUUUGACCAAUACAGCCAAGUCCACGCUAAUGUAAAGCACCUGUUGCAAAGCACACCCCUGCCUCUGACACAUGCUGAGAGAUUGUCACAAAAUAAAGCUGCUACCCAAAUGUCA